Patiria miniata (bat star) is the source of this 2480-nucleotide messenger RNA. RefSeq names its product alpha-tocopherol transfer protein-like (gene ttpal). The record is from RefSeq and is a predicted model, not a curated record. NCBI's taxonomy places the organism in Eukaryota, Metazoa, Echinodermata, Asteroidea, Valvatida, Asterinidae. The coding region runs from base 1196 to 2290 and encodes 364 amino acids. Gene Ontology annotation, cellular component: membrane. The transcript has 5 exons. Gene Ontology annotation, molecular function: phosphatidylinositol bisphosphate binding.
CUUGAUAUUUGGUGCUGUUUAGUCGCGUGCUGUGUACAGCGCAGUAAGGAUAACAAAUCAUUGCACUUAGGUGUUUCUGAAAGUUGGUAAAUAACGUUGUUACGACGUUGUCACGACGUCCGUGCGCCGUUGCGGAAACACAGAUAUGGCUAGAUAUUUGGUGCGGUUUAGUCGCGUGCUGUGUACAGCGCAGUAAGGAUAACAAAUCAUUGCACUUAGGUGUUUCUGAAAGUUGGUCAAUAACGUUGAUACGACGUUGUCACGACGUGAUCCUUGGGUUGGCCCUCACCAUUGCGGAAACACAGAUAUGGCCUGAUAUUUGGUGCGGUUUAGUCGCGUGCUGUGUACAGCGCAGUAAGGAUAACAAAUCGUUGCACUUAGGUGUUUCUGAAAGUUGGUAAAUAACGUUGGUACGACGUUGUCAUGACGUCCCCACACCGUUGCGGAAACACAGAUAUGGCUUGAUAUUCUGUGCGGUUUAGUCGCGUGCUUUGUACAGUGCAGUAAGGAUAACAAAUCAUUGCACUUUAGGUGUUUCUGAAAGUUGGUAAAUAACGUUGAUACUAUACGAUGUCCACGAACGCUUCGGCCGCUUCGGAAACACAGAUUCGGCCAGAUAAAUUCGCUGCCGGAACUGAUACGUAUAAGCAAGGCCAGAAAAUGACUGCCGCGUGAGAUGUAGACAAACCGGAAUUUUCCGCCAUUGUUUUUCUUUUAAUGUCUUAUGUGACACAACCCUUUGAGAUGUUAUGAGUAAACAAUAAAAACAAAUGGGGAAAAUAGGAAAACCCUUGUUCAAUUUUGUGCCCACGUCACCAGGGAUAAAAAUAUAGUGAUGUAUAGAUGACUAACAACUUCAUCAUAAAAACCCACCAACACCAGGUUUCGAAAUCCGUUUCCUCAAAAGAGAUGGUGAGUCAUAUUUGUAUAGCUAAUUGUUUUGAGCAUUAUGCUGAUGAAUAAUCGAUUGUUUCACUGACUCACAGAAUGUACCGUGAAAUAGUAGUUGGCCUAUGAGUCAUGUUCGAGUAAUGCUUGCUUUUGAUUGAGAGUUGUGCGCCCUUGUGCUGUGUGACGCUGCAUGGGUUUAAAGUCCAGUGACACUGUACAAUGUAAAUUAUUGUGGUGAUCAGUGCCUUUGUUUAAGGAUCGUUAACACUUCGAUAGAUUGUGUUUGAAAUAAUAACUCCUGAGUAUGGCGUCCGCUGGAAAACUUUGUGUUGAAACUUCCGUCCUAAGAAGUUUACAGACGAAUGGCCACACAGUCGUUAGAAUGAACACCUCCACCGCUGAGCAUCCGAAACAAAAUGGCGCCGUUUCCAAGAUCCAAAAACAAGAUGGCGACCACGCCCCCUGCAGCGCCCUCACCGUCCCGUACAAGUGCACCCUGUCCCCGACUCUUCGCAAGCGGGCAGAAUCCGAACUUGGGGAGAACCACCUCGUACGCAAACUGGCCUUCGAGGGCAUGCGGCAGAUGAUGAGAACUCGGCCGGAUAUCCAUUUCACGCAGGACGAACGAUUUCUGUUGAGAUUUCUGCGGGCCAAAAAGUUCGAGGUCGACCGGGCCUUCAAGGCCCUGGUGAAGUAUUACGAACUGCACAAGAAGCACCCCAACUUUUUCAGGGACUACAAGAAAUCCUCCAUCAAGCAUGUUUUAGACGAUGGCUUCCCAUUGGUCCUUUCGUCGCCAGACUCAGAGGGACGACCAAUCGUAGCGCUCAGAACAAUUCACUGGGACACGAAUAACUACGGCGUCUUGGACAUUGCCAAGGCUGUCUUCAUGGUGAUGAUGGAUCUAGUGGAGGAUGAAGAGCCACAAAUCACUGGCGUUAACCUCCUCGUAGACCUGGAAGGCAUGGGAGCGCAACACGUCAUGCAGAUGGGGCCCAAUGUCGCCAAGAAACUCACCGCCAUCUUCCAGAACUGUGUUCCGGUCAGAAUCCACGCUAUCCAUUUUGUCAACGAGCCGAUGGUAUUCGACGCUGCUUUUGCGAUUCUGAAGGCAUUUAUGGCAGACAAAAUGAAACGGAGGGUCAAAGCUCACGGCACGGACUUCGCCAGUCUUCACAAGCACUAUCCGCCGUCCAUUCUGCCCAGUAACUGGGGAGGUCGCCUCGGCCCGUACUCCAACGCCGACUGGAAAGAAACGUUUCUCGCUCAGGACCGAGACUUUGCUGCAGCUGUCGACGAGGGCGUCCUCCAACACCCCAAGAAGUCCAAAGGUCACUCAAAGAAAGACUCAAUAGGCUCGUCCAAGAAACUGUUCAAGCAAGACUCGGGUCCUUCAUAAUGCACUGAGCAUGAGCAACAUAAUUAGAAAGUAGCGAUACAAGUAUACAAUGACCAAAACAUUUAAAGUUCACAAGGUACCUUAAUUCACAUAAAUAACGUCGUCUUGAUAACAAGAAUGUAAUAUUUUUUUUAAGAGAGUGAUGGAAUUUCUGUGCAAUAAAAAAUGAGAUUUUUCAGCAAUACUAUAG